Messenger RNA from Sugiyamaella lignohabitans, 387 nucleotides. RefSeq names its product Sba1p (gene SBA1). Gene Ontology annotation, cellular component: cytosol; nucleus. The transcript has a single exon. The record is from RefSeq and is a predicted model, not a curated record. Lineage: Eukaryota; Fungi; Ascomycota; Dipodascomycetes; Dipodascales; Trichomonascaceae. Gene Ontology annotation, molecular function: Hsp90 protein binding; protein-folding chaperone binding. Gene Ontology annotation, biological process: protein folding; chaperone-mediated protein complex assembly. Bases 1 to 387 code for a protein of 128 amino acids.
AUGGGUCUGUUUUUCGUGCUUCGAAAGAAGAAGGCUAGUGCUGAAUACUGGCCAAGAUUGACUAAGGAGAAGAAGAAGCACCCUUUUAUCAAAACUGACUUUGACAAGUGGGUCGAUGAAGAUGAGCAAGAUACUGUUGACGAUUCCGAAAACCUGGCUGGUGGUAUGGGAAUGGGAGGUGGUGAAGGUGGAUUCGACUUCUCUCAAUUGGCAGGAGGUGCUGGUGGUCCUGGUGGCUUUGAUUUCUCUCAACUUGCUGGCCUUGGCGGUGGUGCUGGUGGAGCUGAUCUCAGUGGACUAGGUGAAGAUGAGUUAGCUUCUCUUCAAGCCGAAUCUGGCGAGGCAGAUGCUACAGAGGAAGUGGAGGAGGUUACUGAGUCAAAAUAA